GACUAGGCGCUAAGAAAAAGUGGAUCCUAACAUUUCUCUCGAAUCCUCCGCCUGUUUCUCAAACCCUACCUGUUUUCUCUCUCUCUCUCUCUCUCUCUCUCUCUCCUAAAUCUCUAUGGAAAUUCCCUCAAAAACACUCGUAAAUCUCUUAUUCAUACAUUAUUCCUCUAAAUCUGGGUUCACGCAUCAAGGAUACCUCAAAAUCUUUCGAUUUUGCGUCAAGUAUUCAACCAGGAGAGAGAUGAAGAGAGGGAGGAAGAGAGAGAAAGACGCUUAACCUAGCUUCAAUUUCCGUCGUUUACUUCGCGCUAGGAAUUUGCUUCAGAUUUGUAAGCAUUGAAGGGCAGUUUUGAUGUUGAUGGUGAUAAAUUGAAUGUGGUUAGCUGUGGUGGUGCUGCUGACAAGGCCCACAUGGUUAUCGAACAGCCACAAGACAAGGUUACAUAUUGGGCGAUUAGUAAAGGAUACUUCAGAUAAACUCAAACAAGCAAGUGACGCAGAUCAUGGCAAUAAUGUCAGUGCAAACAAGAAGAUUGCUGACGCAAAACUUGUAAAAUAUUUCCAAGCAGUUUUGAAGGAAUUCCAGAAGGCUCAACGUCUUGCGACAGAACGGGAAACAUCAUAUACCCCUUUUAUUCCUCAGGCUGUCCUUCCUUCUAGGAACCAAUGUGUGUUAUGUGGAGAGGACGGAUGCCAUUCCUAAGCUGUCUCGCCAAAUAUCAAAGUCGGGAACAACUGUAAGCCAGAAUCACUUCACUUGAAGAUUUCUCACUAACUUUUUUUUUCACUACGUAAUCUGUAAUUUCUAUAUCAAUGAAUGGGGAGCAUUUUCUACUGGACUUCUGUUGACUGGAUAUGAUAGGGGAAUGGAUGCUGCUAGCAUCAAUCCUGGUGAGCAGGUAUUUAGUGGCUUAGCAUCAGAACUUAUGCUUUUAAAUCUCUGGACUCUAGUAAAUAUUUGCAUGCUGUUGUUACCGACAUUUGAGAAAACAAUAUCAGGUAUGUACCUCGGCGAGAUUGUGAGGAGGGUGGCAUGGGAAGAUUUCUCACUAAUAUCGAGCAAGCAGUUAGCUGCAGGGUUGAUUAAUCUUGGUGACAUGAGCUACAGAACAUUCUUUAAGUAUUGUAAUUAACAUGUUUCUGAUAGGUCAAGUUAAUUCACCAAUGUAUUUCAAAUUUAUCACAUUGGCACUACUUUUUGUGGAUGUUAUCUAUGUAUUUAUGGAUGUUAGAACAUAAUUAUGGAGCCUAGUACCGAGUAGUAGUACCAAUGUAUUACUUUAGGAAUUUAUUUUUUUUGUAAAAUAAAUGCACUAUUUGCAGCGCGCACUGUUAAACCAAA
This is a messenger RNA of Spinacia oleracea (spinach), 1342 nucleotides long. RefSeq names its product syntaxin-22-like. The transcript has 5 exons. The coding region runs from base 374 to 703 and encodes 109 amino acids. Gene Ontology annotation, cellular component: membrane. Lineage: Eukaryota; Viridiplantae; Streptophyta; Magnoliopsida; Caryophyllales; Amaranthaceae. Gene Ontology annotation, biological process: vesicle-mediated transport. The record is from RefSeq and is a predicted model, not a curated record.